Penicillium coprophilum is the source of this 642-nucleotide messenger RNA. RefSeq names its product Serine hydrolase FSH. Lineage: Eukaryota; Fungi; Ascomycota; Eurotiomycetes; Eurotiales; Aspergillaceae. Gene Ontology annotation, cellular component: nucleus; cytoplasm. The record is from RefSeq and is a predicted model, not a curated record. Bases 1 to 642 code for a protein of 213 amino acids. The transcript has 3 exons.
AUGCGAUUCCUUUGCUUGCAUGGGGGAGGCACAAAUGGUGAAAUCUUUGAAAUCCAAAUUGGAGGCCUCCGCCAGAUACUAGAGAAAAAUGGCCACGACUUCAAAUUCAUGAACGGGAAGAUGGACGCCAAAGUGGAAGAGGAACUCGAAGGCAUAGUGGACGGCCCCUUCUAUAACCACUACACCCGAGGUUCCUCGCCAGGCUCCAGCAUCCACGAAGCCUUCGAUCACACCAAGAGCUUCAUCACAAAAGAAGGCCCCUUCGACGUGGUCAUAGGUUUCUCACAAGGCGCGGCACUAGCAGCCUCACUUUUAAUUCACCAAAGCAAGAACUACCCGGCCGAACCGUCGCUAUUCCGCGCAGCGGUGUUUAUCUGUGGUGCGGCGCCCUGGGAUAGUACCGGACUAGAGCAGAUCGCGCCGCAGGCGGGAACUUAUCCAAUUGUCAUUCCGACGGCAAAUAUUGUUGGCAAGGCGGAUGCGCUGUUCCCGGAGAGCGUAAGGUUGUAUGAACUCUGUGAUCCCACCAAGGCGACUUUCUAUGAUCAUGGUUCUAAGCAUAUGGUUCCAUUUGAUAUGAAGAAUACGGAGGAGAUGAUUAGGGUUAUUGAGGAGACUCUUGCGAAUGCUAUUAGGGACUAG